Molecule: messenger RNA, 1977 nt
Organism: Rotaria socialis
Lineage: Eukaryota; Metazoa; Rotifera; Eurotatoria; Philodinida; Philodinidae
Source: the annotation of a GenBank genome assembly
AUGUGGCAAGAAAUGAGAAAACAUGAGAAGAAAUUACGUGGAAUGAUUGUUGAUUAUAAAAAACGAUCAGAAAGGAGAAAAGAAUAUUAUGAAAGAAUUAAACGUGAUCCAGCAGAAUUCUUACAGAUUUGGGGUCGUCCAGCUAAAAUUCAUCUAGAUCCAUCAAUAGCAAUCGCUGCAGAAGCAACAUUAACCCCAUGGCGUGAUGAUGAAACAACAAUGAUUGAUCGAUUUGAUGUUCGUUCACAUUUGGAUGUAAUUGAUGAAUAUGCUUUAAAAAGUCAACAGAAUCAACAAGGCUUCGAAUCACUAUCUGAAAUAGAACAAAAUGAAGAACGCGUAUGCAAUUAUGAACGUUAUCGAGUUUUAAUUCAUAAUGAAUCAAAUAGUGUUAGCGAAGAACAGUGUUUACGUGAUAUUGAAUUUGAUGAAAAAUUUGGUGCACUUCGAGACGAUCAUCAUCCAGCAUCGAAAGAGGCCAAAAAGAAAAAAUCAACGACAAAAAAAGCAGAAAUCGGUUUUGUAUACGAUGAUGCACCUGCCCCAACAUCAACAAAAAAAUCAACAGCAGUCGAUAAUAGUGAUGAAAGUGAUGAAGAUGACAAUGAUGAAGAUUUAGAUUUGGACAUUGAAAUCGAUAUAACACAAUUGACUAGUGAAAAUAAAGCAUCAUUAAACAAAGUUGCUACACAUUAUGGAAUGGCAUUUGGAGAUUUUGCACGAAUGUUAAUAUUGGAUCGAGAAGAAAUGCAAGCUAUUAAAGACAAUAAAUUAGAACGAGAACAAGAUAUACCUGUGAAAGGUCGUCGAGCUCGUCGUGAACGUCGUUUGGCAAAAGAAAGACGCAUUAAAGAGCGUGAUUUUUGUCCGCCGAGUUAUCUAAGUCGUGAAAUCCCGAAAUUACCUGUUGUGAAAGCAAAAUCUAAAUCUCGAUCACCAUCACCUGUUGAUACAACACCAUUAAAAGAAAAGAUUGAAUUUAUUACAGCAUUUGGUGAUGAUGAAACAUCAAAAAAUAAUGAACUAAAACGAAAAAGGCCUUUCGAAAAAUCACUACUGGAUGAAUGCCGUGAAGCGAAAAAGAAAGCUGAACCAACUACUAUUCCAAUAAAAGUUCGUCGAUUGGUUACGCCACCACGAUUGCCUGCACCAACAACAUCAAUUGUUCCAUGUCGAUCAGUUCAACGAAAAAGUCAAGUUUUUUUAUCUACAUUACAAAAAUUAAAAGAAGAUUCAUCACCGGAACGACGAGUAUUAUCAGAUGAUGAAAUAUCAGCAGUAAAAGUAGUUCGAACGGAAAAGAAAGAAGAAAAUAAGGAUAACGAUGAAGAAGACAAUGAAGAUGAAGAUGAUGAUGAUCUUCAACAAUAUCUUAAACGAAAAGAAGCUCGACAACGUAAUCUAAACUUAUCAAUAACACCAAUAAAUCAUAAAGAACAAAAUAGUUCUAAUGAGUCAACAACACUAGCAACUAAAGUUUCAAUGAUUAAAACUCCUCAAGAAAAACUUCGACGUCGAAUGCAAAGUUUAUUGAAAAAACAAUUUCAAAAAGAUAAAGAUCUACAACGUGAACGUCAACAGAGAGAAGAAAAAGAACGUGAAGUUCGUGAAUCUGAGUUACGUCAAUCAUCAAGUAAACUGCGCCAUCGUCGUUCACGAUAUCAUUCGGGUAGUCGAUCAAGAUCAAGAACAAGAAGUCAUUCCCCAUCUUCCCGUCGUCGACGGCAGCGAUCAUCGUCACCCUCGUCGUCAUCAUCAUCGUCGUCGUCGUCUUCUUCAUCGUCAUCGCGUCAUUCAUCAGACAAUCGAAAGAAAAAACGAGUAUCGCCAGUAAAACCUCGCUCACCAACACCGGAGUUUUUGAGACAGCGUUUUCGUCGCAAUUAUCGUCGUCGUGCAUCAUCAUCAUCUUCUUCGGCAUCUUCAUCAAGGUCCGACAGAAGUUCAUCGAAGAGGAAACGAACAGAUUACAAAUAA